GUAUGAGAUCAGAAAAAGCGUGUAGGAGUUGCUCAGUUCAAACGCUGAUGAGGUAGCCCAAGCACGAGCAUCAUUUCCGUAGACGCACAGUUUACAACCAUAGAGGGGUCACUAAAACAUAACCCAGUGGAUUGGGAGUCACAUAGGUCAGUAAACGAAGACACGGGCACAUUUCCUCGGCUGGGGUGGAAGAGCGACGGCUAAAGACUGCUGACUAGAAGACGGAGCCACAGAGAGAAACAGCCAUGACAGAAUACUACCAGAUCUUAGGGGUCCAGAGAAACGCGUCGGCGGAGGACAUUAAAAAAGCGUACAGAAAGCUAGCACUCAAGUGGCAUCCAGACAAGAACCCUGACAACAAGGAGGACGCAGAGAGAAAGUUCAAAGAGCUUUCAGAAGCCUAUGAGGUCCUGUCAAACGCAAACAAGAGGAACCUGUAUGACCAAUAUGGUAAAGAAGGCCUAACAGGAAGCGGAGGGGGAGGAGGAGGGCAUUAUCACAACGCUGAUCACUUCGGUGGUGGGUUCACAUUCCGUAAUCCAGAAGACGUCUUCAGGGAAUUCUUCGGGGAACGAGAUCCAUUUGCAGAUUUCUUCGCGGACGAUGACUUCUUUGGCGGGGGUCAAAGGCAGCAAGGGGUGAGCCGGAGCAGGACCGGGGGACCCUUCUUCCACGAUUUCGGAGGCUUCCCCCCCUUCGGGGCAGGCUUCCCAGUGUUUGAUUCAGGUGGGCCUCCCCUGCAGCACGGUUUCACUUCGCUGGGGCAUAUGGGUGGAGGGGGCUUUGCCACGUUCUCCUCUUCAUCUUUCGGGGGUAGCGGAGGAGGAGGAGGGGGGAUGGGCAACAUCCGCUCAGUAUCCACCUCUACCAAGUUCAUCAACGGCAGAAGAAUCACCACAAAACGGAUUGUGGAGAACGGCCAGGAGAGGGUGGAGGUGGAGGAGGACGGUCAGUUGAAGUAUCUAACCGUCAACGGUCUGGAAGAGGAGGACUGGCGACAGAACGCUWUCCCUGGUCCCCCCUCCCACCAACGCUACCUGAGGAACACCUCACAGAACCCCCUGGAGGAAGACGAGGAGUGCGGCCUACAGAGCCUGGGACUCGCCAGAGGUGUGUCCCCCAACCUAGUGUUCUCUCCCGGGGAGAAAACGUCUGCUGUGUGGAGGUCGCAUAGAGAGACCCAGGAACAGGCCGGUUGUGAAAUGUUUUGAUGCAAAUGUGCUUACAUAAAGGUCAUUGGUAGCUGUGAGCUGUCUAGAGACUAAGGACAGGUGUUCUAGAGUAGACUGUAAAGCACUUUGUUAUAACUGCUGAUGCACAAAGGGCUUAUAAAGUACAUAAGAACAUUGGUGGAAAAGUAC
Salvelinus sp. IW2-2015 is the source of this 1361-nucleotide messenger RNA. RefSeq names its product dnaJ homolog subfamily B member 6-like. The record is from RefSeq and is a predicted model, not a curated record. NCBI's taxonomy places the organism in Eukaryota, Metazoa, Chordata, Actinopteri, Salmoniformes, Salmonidae. Gene Ontology annotation, molecular function: Hsp70 protein binding.